Molecule: messenger RNA, 11505 nt
Organism: Spodoptera frugiperda (fall armyworm)
Lineage: Eukaryota; Metazoa; Arthropoda; Insecta; Lepidoptera; Noctuidae
Gene: CadN
Product: neural-cadherin
Exons: 21
Coding region: 176-9226 (3016 amino acids)
Biological process (GO): homophilic cell-cell adhesion
Cellular component (GO): plasma membrane; catenin complex
Molecular function (GO): cadherin binding; calcium ion binding
Source: RefSeq, a predicted model, not a curated record
ACGCGCGCGCGCCGAGCUCCGCCAUCAACCAGUCGCAUUUCGACGUCGUUGCGCUCGGUCUGUGUCUCGUUUAUCGGCGCGCAUCUGUCAAACGCUACGAUAUCGAUAUAAAAGUCUCACGUUAUUCAUAAAGUGUGAAAUGUUGGGAUAGUUGACGGUAACACCCGUGAGAGCUAUGGCGCGCACAGUGCUGGGAGGCGGCGUGCUGCUUUGCGCGCUCAGCGUCGUGCUACAGACGCGCGCGCUUACCUUAUUGCCGCACGACGUGCGUCCCGGCCAUGCCGUCAGACAUUUUGUGGGCAACCACUCAAGAUACACGCUUCUAGAUCCUGAGUACGCGCCCUAUUUUACACUCCUCGAUGACGGCCUACUUAUGACUACAGCUGAUCUAACACCGCUACUCAAUCAACCUGUCAAUUUGGCCAUACUUGAGCAAACUCCUUAUAGUAGUGCAGCUCAUGCCAUUCAUCUCCUAGUUAUGGACCGACGUCAAAUGUUGCAGUUCACGUCGGGAUUAUUAAUAGGAGGAAUCUAUGAAAACAAUCCACCAGGCACUACAGUUGACCUUCCACCCAUUAGGGCUACGGCUCUUAUCGAUGUGGGUCCACUAGCAUAUAAAAUCAUCAAAGGAAAUGAAAAUUCUGUAUUUUCCCUAAGACAGAAAGGAAAAACAGACACGAAUCCCGAAGUAAAGUCAGUUGUAACGGAUGGUGACGUGGAAAUCGUAGCUAAUAAACCAUUAGAUACUGAGACGAAAAGCUGGUAUGAACUUGUCAUUCAAGCUACUGACCUUCAUGGAGUGAAUAAAGCUAGUCUUCCAGUAAGGGUAGACGUAGGUAAUGAAAAUGACCAUGAACCACGUUUUGAGCAAGAUGUUUAUUACUUUAUUGUGAAUGGAACUACUGAUGAAAAUGGUCCAAAUGGAACUGCACACUGGCCGAGAUUUUCAAAUAUUGGUCAAGUUCAAGCUACCGAUGCUGAUAAUGAUCGAGUGUACUAUUCAUUACAAACACCUAGUAAUUUGGUAGUAAUAGUUCCUCAGACUGGAGAACUUAUAUUGGCAGGCGAACCAGAUACCCGUGAAGCGGAGUUGAGUGUGAUUGCUCAUGACACAGGCUUCCCACAGCUUAAAAGUCGCCCUGCAAAAGUUUACCUUGGGUUUAUAGUUCGCGACCAAAGAGAUUUACCAGUUCUGCAUCGUGAAAAGCGUCGUGUGACAAGAGCUGUUAGACCGACGAAGAGGAUUGAAUUUACUGAGGCCGAUGGUGAAGUAGAGGGACGUGCUGUUUUUACGUUAGAAAAAGAAACUGACCGCGAGACUUUCAAAAUUAGGGACGAAAAUCCGUGGGUUACCGUGGAACCAAGUGGUGUAGUGAAAGUUAAAAAGAAGUGGGACUAUGAGGAACUCGGACCUGAGAAGACCAUCGAUUUUUGGGUGACCAUCACCAACGCAGGAAAUGGAGAUACGGACAACCAGCGAGUGAUAAUCCACGUGAAGGACGUGAACGAUGAGCCUCCUUACUUCAUCAACCGGCCGUUGCCGAUGCAGACUGUCGUGCAGCUCAAUGCUGCUCCUAACACCCCUGUCUUCACUCUACAAGCUCGGGACCCUGAUACCGACCACAACAUCCAUUACUUCAUCGUUAGAGACAGAACUGGAGGACGAUUCGAGGUCGAUGAGCGGUCAGGUGUAGUGAGGACACGAGGAACCGAUCCCUUCCAACUGGACAUGGAAUACGUACUGUACGUCAAGGCUGAAGAUCAGAAUGGUCGUGUCGAUGAGCGAAGAUUCCAGUCAACUCCUGAGGAGCGGCUCAGCAUUGUGGGUGGCAAACGAGCUCCUCAGUUCUACCUGCCUAGCUACGAAGCUGAAAUCGCUGAAAACCAGAAGAAGGAUUCAGAUAUCAUCUCGGUAAAAGCCAAGUCUUUCGCUGACCGCGAGAUUCGCUACACGUUGAAGGCUCAAGGCCAGGGCGCUGGUACCUUCAACAUUGGACCCACAUCAGGAAUCGUGAAGCUGGCUAAGGAACUGGACUUUGAAGACUUGAGACAACCACACGUGUACUCCCUGGUGGUGACUGCUACCGAAGAUUCUGGUGGAUUCUCUACUUCUGUUGAGCUAACGAUUCGCGUGACAGACGUAAACGAUAACGCGCCAAAGUUCGAGUUACCCGACUACCAGGCGCACAACGUCGACGAAGACAUUCCAUUAGGCACCAGCAUACUCAAAGUCAAGGCAAUGGAUGCUGACUCCGGGAAAAAUGCCGAAAUCGAGUAUUUAGUUUCAGACGAUCACUUCAGCGUGGAUUCGAACGGCAUCAUCACAAACAACAAGCAACUGGACGCGGAUAACAACAACGCUUACUAUGAGUUUGUAGUCACAGCUAAGGAUAAAGGUGAACCAGCUAAGACCGGAACAGCAACCGUCCGAGUUUAUACCAAGAACAAGAACGAUGAGGAACCUAAAUUCUCUCAGCAAGUGUACACUCCCAAUGUCGAUGAAAACGCUGGACCUAACACCCUGGUCACGACUGUAGUAGCUUCUGACAAAGAUGGUGACAACGUACGCUUCGGCUUCGUCGGCGGCGGCACCAGCUCCGGCCAAUUCGUAAUCGAAGAAAUCACCGGUGUCAUCCGACUACACAAUAAGGCCAUAUCACUUGACAGAGACAAAUACGAACUCAAUGUAACCGCUAUGGAUGACGGCGCGUGCUGCGUUAACGGCGAUGCUACAAUCCACACCUCCACAGCUGUCGUAGUCGUAUUCAUCACUGACGUAAACGAUAACAAACCAAUAUUCAAAGACUGUCCUACUUACUUCCCUAAAGUGGAAGAAGGCGCUCCAAACGGUAGUCCUGUUAUCAAAGUCCACGCCACAGACGAAGAUAAAGGCGUCAACGGUCAAGUCAAAUAUUCAAUCGUACAACAACCAAAUCAGAAAGGCACCAAAUUCACAGUCGACGAAGAAACUGGUGAAGUAUCGACUAACAAAGUGUUCGACCGAGAAGGCGACGAUGGUAAAUUCGUAUCAGUGACGGUAAAGGCAACGGAUCAGGGAGAACCUUCCCUAGAAGGUGUUUGCUCAUUCACCGUUGAGAUCACCGAUGUUAACGACAACCCACCACUGUUUGACAGACAAAAAUAUGUGGAGAACGUAAAACAAGACGCCAGUAUUGGCACGAACAUAUUGCGAGUGUCCGCAUCUGACGAGGACGCCGACAAUAACGGCGCCAUUGUUUAUACUUUGAGCGCGCCCUAUAACCCUGCUGAUAUUGAGUAUUUUGAGAUCCAGCCCGAAUCGGGUUGGAUCGUUUUAAAGAAGCCUCUCGACCGGGACAGGUACCGACUGCGCGUGCGCGCCUCCGACAGAGGCGACCCGCCCUCCUCCGCAGACGUGGACGUUGAAUUAGACGUGGUAGACAGGAACAAUAAGCCCCCCAUCUGGGACAUGACCACGUAUGGCCCCGUUCACAUCAAAGAGAAUGUCACAGUGGGUACCGUAGUGACCAGUGUGAAAGCCAGUUCGGGCAUUGAGAACAACCCGACCGUGUUUUAUCGGCUCAUGCCCGGCUCCACGGCCCAGACCAACAAAUUCCACACAUUCUAUUUACAACAAAGGGCAGACAACGGAUUUACAUGGGCCGAUAUAAAAGUUAACCACCCACUCGACUACGAGAGUAUCAAGGAGUACAAUCUUACCAUCCGAGUGGAGAACAACGGCGCCCAGCAACUGGCUUCCGAAGCGACGGUGUACAUCAUGCUCGAAGAUGUGAACGACGAGAUCCCGCUGUUCACUGAGCGGGAACAAGAGACGGUGUUGGAGGGCGAGCCCAUCGGGACCAAGGUGACGCAGGUCAACGCCAUCGACAAGGACGGCACAUUCCCUAACAACCAGGUGUACUACUACAUAGUGGAUUCUCCGCGGAACGAAGGCAAGGACUUCUUCGAGAUCAGCAUGCAGACUGGGGAAAUCUUCACGAAGGUGGUGUUCGACAGAGAGAAGCAGGGGGCGUACGCGCUGGAGGUGGAGGCCCGCGACGGAGCACCCUCGGCGCGGCCCAACUCCGACAACCAACACAACUCAGUGACUAAAUUCAUCCGCAUCGGGAUCGCUGACAAGAAUGACAACCCACCGUAUUUCGACAAAGAGCUGUACGAGGCGGAGGUCGACGAAAAUGAAGACAUCCAACACACCGUACUCACCGUCACCGCCAAAGAUCACGAUGAAUCGUCGCGUAUUCGAUACGAGAUCACGAGCGGGAACAUAGGCGGCGCGUUCGCCGUCAAGAACAUGACUGGCGCCAUCUACGUGGCAGGCGCGCUCGACUACGAAACUAGGAAACGGUACGAGCUGAAGUUGGCGGCGUCUGACAAUCUGAAGGAGAACUACACGACCGUGGUGAUCCACGUGAAGGAUGUGAACGACAAUCCGCCCGUGUUCGAGCGGCCCACCUAUCGCACGCAGAUCACUGAAGAAGACGACCGCAAUCUGCCGAAACGAGUGCUUCAGGUCACAGCCACGGAUGGCGACAAAGACCGACAGCAAAAUAUUGUAUAUUUCCUCACCGGUCAGGGCAUCGACCCCGACAAUCCUGCCAAUAGCAAAUUCGACAUAAAUCGUACAACAGGCGAAAUAUUCGUCCUGAAACCUUUGGAUCGCGACCAGCCUAAUGGACGACCGCAAUGGCGAUUCACAGUAUUUGCGCAAGACGAAGGAGGCGAGGGUCUCGUGGGAUACGCAGAUGUUCAAGUCAAUCUUAAAGACAUUAAUGAUAAUGCUCCAAUUUUCCCUCAAGGCGUAUAUUUCGGUAAUGUCACAGAAAAUGGCACAGCUGGUAUGGUCGUUAUGACUAUGACAGCCAUCGACUAUGAUGAUCCGGCAGAAAGUAAUAACGCGAAACUUUGGUAUUCUAUUGAGAAAAAUGUCAUUGAGGAAGAAACCGGCUCACCUAUAUUUGAAAUUGAACCUGAAACUGGUGUUAUAAAAACUGCAGUAUGUUGUCUCGACCGAGAAAGGACGCCGGAUUAUUCGAUACAGAUAGUAGCAUCCGAUGGUGGGGGGUUGAAAGGAACCGGUACAGCAUCCAUUAGAGUAAAGGACAUCAACGAUAUGCCACCGCAGUUCACCAAAGAUGAAUGGUUCACUGAGGUCGAUGAAACCGAUGGAACUAAUUUACCUGAAAUGCCCAUCUUGACAGUAACUGUUCAUGAUGAGGACGAAACUAAUAAAUUUCAAUAUAAAGUUAUUGAAAAUAGUGGAUAUGGUGCUGAUAAGUUUACUAUGGUUAGAAAUAAUGACGGCACUGGUUCGUUAAAAAUUGUACAGCCUUUAGAUUAUGAAGACCAAUUACAAAGUAAUGGCUUCAGAUUUAGGAUACAAGUUAAUGAUAAAGGAGAAGACAAUGACAACGAUAAAUAUCACGUAGCUUAUUCGUGGGUAGUUGUUAAGCUUAGAGAUAUUAAUGACAAUAAACCUCAAUUUGAAAGAGCUAACAUAGAAGUAUCAGUAUAUGAAAAUGCUGAAGUUGGAAAGAGCUUAGAAACAUUUAAAGCAACUGAUCCAGAUCAAGGAGGAAAGAGCAAGGUAUCGUAUGCUAUUGAUAGGUCCUCAGAUAGAAAGCGUCAGUUUUCGAUUAACCAAGAAGGAACUGUAAGCAUACAACGGUCGUUAGAUCGAGAAGACACUCCUAGACAUCAAGUUAAGAUUUUGGCAAUUGAUGAUGGAGUACCACCAAGGACUGCAACAGCUACUCUGACAGUAAUUGUUCAAGAUAUAAACGACAACGCACCAACAUUCUUAAAAGACUAUAGACCUGUUUUGACAGAGCAUAUAACACCUAAAAAGGUGGCUGAAAUCUUAGCUACUGAUGAUGAUGACCGAUCUAAAAGUAAUGGACCGCCAUUCCAGUUCAGACUUGACCCUGGUGCAGAUGACAUCAUUCGUGCUUCUUUCAAAGUGGAACAAGACCAGAAAGGUGCUAAUGGUGAUGGUAUGGCUAUAGUUUCAUCGUUACGAUCCUUUGAUAGAGAACAACAAAAGGAAUAUCUUAUUCCUAUCAUUAUUAAAGAUCAUGGAAACCCUGCAAUGACUGGAACAAGCACCUUGACUGUUGUAAUUGGCGAUGUUAACGAUAAUAAGAUGCAACAAGGAUCCAAAGAAAUUCUUGUUUACAGCUACCAAGGUCAAGCACCAGAUACGGAAAUAGGUCGAGUUUACGUUUAUGAUCUUGAUGACUGGGAUCUUCCUGAUAAAAAGUUCUUCUGGGAAAGUUCAGAACAUCCAAACUUCACAUUAAACGAAGAAACUGGAAUGAUACAAAUGAGACACAAAACUAGGGAAGGUAGAUACCAUCUUAAAUUCAAAGUAUAUGAUCGGAAACAUACACAAACAGAUGUACCUGCAAAUGUUACAGUGUAUGUAAAAGAAAUAUCUCAUGACGCCAUUAUAAAUUCGGGUUCCAUCCGAAUAUCCGGAAUAUCUGAUGAAGAUUUCAUCAGAGUAUGGAAUUAUAAGACGCUCAGUGUGUCAAGGAGCAAAUUAGACAUUUUCAAAGACAAAUUGGCUGACUUGCUCAAUACCGAACGUGAAAACAUUGAUAUCUUCAGCGUUCAGCUCAGGAAGAAGCACCCUCCAGUCACAGAUAUUCGCUUUUCUGCGCACGGAGCUCAUUACUAUAAGCCUAUCCGAUUAAACGGCAUUGUGUUAAUGCAUCGUGAAGAAAUUGAGCGCGCCGUGGGAAUUAACAUCACAAUGGUCGGUAUCGAUGAAUGUUUGUAUGAAAAUCAGAUGUGCGAAGGGUCUUGUACUAACGUUUUGGAUAUCAGUAAUUUACCUUAUAUGGUUAAUGCAAACAAAACAGCUCUCGUUGGUGUCAGAGUUGACGUGAUCGCUGAGUGCACUUGUGGUGCCCGAAACUUCACGCAAGCAGAAACUUGCCGUAAUUCUCCUUGUUACAACGGAGGCAGGUGUAUAGAAGGUAAAUAUGGAUUGACCUGUUCUUGUCCUCCUGGGUACACAGGACCAAGGUGUCAACAAACAUCUAGGAGCUUUAGAGGCACUGGCUGGGCUUGGUACCCUGCCCUGGAAAUGUGUGACAGUUCACAUUUGAGCUUCGAGUUCAUCACGAGAAAGUCGGAGGGUGUCCUACUAUACAAUGGACCAAUUGUACCACCCGAGCCUGAAGAAAUAAUGGUAUCUGAUUUCAUUUCGGUGGAAUUAGAAAGGGGUAAUCCAAGACUUCUCAUUGAUUUUGGAUCCGGUACCUUGGAAUUGAGAGUCAAAACUAAGAAAUCACUGGAUGAUGGUGAAUGGCAUAGAAUAGACAUAUUCUGGGAUACAGAGAACGUCAGAAUGAUCGUAGAUUUCUGUAAAUCUGCUGACAUUCAAGAAAUGGAAGAUGGAACUCCACCAGAAUUCGAUGACUCCACCUGCCAAGCUUCUGGAACCAUCCCUCCGUUCAACGAAUAUCUAAAUGUAAAUGCACCACUCCAAAUUGGCGGUUUGUACAUAGAGCACUUUGACCCGACCCACUACCACUGGCAAUACAUGCCUAUUGGCAAAGGUUUUGACGGAUGCAUACGUAACUUAAUCCACAAUAGCAAGCUGUACGAUUUGGCGCAUCCAGGCUUAUCUCGAAACUCCGUGGCCGGUUGUCCCCAAACUGACGAAAUAUGUAAUCAAGCAGACACGACUUCACGGUGCUGGGAGCAUGGCACCUGUGUCGGAAGUUUCUCCGAAGCCCGGUGUCAGUGCCAGCCUGGUUGGACGGGACCGUCAUGUAACUUACCAACUACGCCUACCAGCUUCCGGCCUCAGAGUUAUGUGAAAUUCGCUCUAAGUUUCGAACCAGACAGGUUUAGCACACAAAUUCAACUGCGGUUUAGAACUCGCGAACCUCACGGCGAACUUUUUAGAGUUAGUGACCAACACAAUAGAGAAUACGGUAUACUUGAAGUGAAAGAGUCACGAUUACAUUUCCGUUACAACCUGAAUUCACUUCGUACUGAGGAGCGAGACGUGUGGCUUAACUCUGUGGCGGUAGAUGAUGGCCAAUGGCACAUUGCGCGUGUAAGCCGAUACGGAAGCGCUGCGAUGCUUGAAAUAGAUGGUGGCGAGGGAAGAAGGUAUAACGAGACAUUCUACUUUGAGGGCCACCAGUGGUUGUUGGUAGAUAAGCAGGAAGGAGUGUAUGCUGGAGGCAAAGCCGAAUAUACCGGUGUUAGGACUUUUGAAGUGUAUGCCGACUUCCAGAAGGGUUGUCUGGAUGACAUUAGGUUGGAAGGCAAGCACUUGCCGCUGCCGCCGGCGAUGAAUGGCACGCAGUGGGGCCAGGCGACGAUGGCCAGGAACCUGGACCGAAACUGCCCGUCCAACAGCCCGUGCAUCAACGUGCACUGCACCGAGCCCUUCGUGUGCGUCGACCUCUGGAACGAAUACGAAUGCACGUGUCCCGCCGGCUCGGUGCGCGCCGCCGGUACUUGUGUCAACGUGAACGAGUGCGAGGGCAGCCCGUGCCGGAACGGCGGCACGUGCGUGGACCGGGAGCCGGCGCGCCGCUACGACUGUGUGUGCGCGUUCGGCUACGCCGGCCACGACUGCGAGCUCGAGCUGCUCGCCUCCGGCAUCAUCACACCCUCCAGAGAUUUCAUUAUAGCUAUCAUUGUUUGUUUGUUCAUGCUUUUAGUCCUGGUGUUAGUGUUCGUGGUAUACAACCGACGCCGGGAGGCACACAUCAAGUACCCCGGCCCCGACGAUGACGUCCGCGAGAAUAUCAUCAACUACGACGAUGAAGGCGGCGGUGAAGACGACAUGACAGCCUUCGACAUCACUCCACUACAGAUACCCAUCGGCGGACCACUUCCUGAUCAUGCGCCUACUAAGUUGCCUUAUCCUGUAAUGGGUCUGGGCUUGGGAGUUGGUCCGAUGGGCGUGGGCGUGGGCGUCCCACCGGGUGUAGGCGUGGGCGUACCGCUUCCGGGGGAGACCAACGUGGGCAUGUUCAUCGAGGAGCACAAGCGGCGCGCUGACAGCGACCCCAACGCGCCGCCCUUCGACGACCUGCGCAACUACGCGUACGAGGGCGGCGGCAGCACCGCCGGAUCUCUCUCCUCGCUCGCAUCCGGUACCGACGACGAGACGCACGAGUACGACUACCUGGGCGCGUGGGGGCCGCGGUUCAACAAGCUGGCCGACCUGUACGGGCCGGACCUGGACGAGCAGCUGUAAGCGCCGAGCACCCGCCGCUAAUUUAGUCAAUUGUCUCCCAGUAUCGUACCACUAAGCCACUGUACCCCGCUGUAUCGGGCGCGACACUCGCUCACUCGCCCACUUUCGUUUUGUAAAUACACAAGCGCGGCCACGGCGCCGUGAGCGCGAGCCGCGGCGUGCGCCUCCACCCGCGCCUCAACUAACUCUUAUCAAUUUUAUACGACUUUAUUUAUUGUGGUAGACAUGUUAAGCUUAAGUAAUCGUUUAAGAAACCUAUUUAAUUGCGUAAUUUUUAUAAAGUUUAAACUACAUCUUCACCAAAUAUUUGAUAUAAGUUUUUAUUCGAAUUAGCCAUAUUAUGAGUCAGUAUUUUAUUGGAAGUUACGGAGUUGAAGAGAUUUCUGCGGCAGGGCCAGACGUGAAUCUGAACAGUGGGUGUUUGUAGAUAGUGUGCUAUAAAUGUGAAUAAUUUAUACGAGUAUUUUGUAAGUCCACAGCUUUACGUGAUAUCACUUAAUAUGGCGGCCCUCUCGUAGAAAUCGUUAGAGAAUAAAAGAAUAUGUUAUAUUUUAAUAAUGGUAGGUAACAUAAUACUUGAGGUGGUCCACUCGGACGUCGAGUUACAUAAUGCUCAUUCGAUAUUAUGGCAAGUUUAAACAUUGGGGUUGUAAAUACAAUAACACUCUAGAAACAACUGCCCCCGAUUUUAAUUAAACGUGAAACUAUUAAUUUAACUUUAACGUGUAAGCGAACUGUACAGUAACCGGUGUUCCUCUCCUAAUGUCUCCGUGUAGUGCUAGUUAAAUAGUAUUUGGAAACGACUACGGUCUACUCGUAACAUUAGGUAACUAAUAGUAGUCAUGGUCGCGGGAGUUUUCGUUUGCGUGUGAGCGUGAGUGUAUUUAUGAGUGUGUGAAAGCUGUAGGUAUGUAUGAGAGUGCGUGCAAGCGACAUAUGUCGAGCGUGGCUGAGCGUGUGUGUCGAGGAGCGCGCCGCGUGAAGCCGGGCGUGCAGUGAGCGUGAAGCGAGCGUGCAAGCUGCGUACACGCCGCGCCUGGCUCCCGCCGCGCGCGGAUAUGAGUGGGACUGUGCCAAUUUCUUAGCAUUAUCGAUGCAGCUAAUGACGGUAGAGUUAAGUGUUUGCACUUUAUUUAUUCGUAUGAUUACAUAUAAAUUUAGUCGCACCUAGGAAAAUAUCAAUAACUUAUUAAGAGUGUUGUGCUAGAAUACUAUUUCCAUCGGUCUUGAUGUGAGAUAGUUGUUGAAACCUGUAGAAGUCAUUAAUUUAUAAAUUAAUUUUUAAGAAUUUAUAGUAAAAUAUAAUAAUAAUAAAAAUGGUUUUAGAAACUGUCUCACUUCGACAUCGAGUUAUAAUCAGUGUAAAUUUUAGAAUAAUACUGAAUUAUGUUAAAAUGACUGAUUUUAUUAUGUGUUUGGAGCCUAAGAUUUUGUAGACUCGGUUUAAAUAGACUUCUAAUAACUUACCUAAUGUAAGUUCACCCUCUAGUUUGCACUAAAGACAAAUAAAUAAUUAAUAUUCAAGUACCUACAUCAAUAUUAAAGCAAUUCUCGUUAAUUACUAUUCAUGUAAGUAGGAGGUCAUAGUUAUUGUUUGAUUGAUAUCAUUACACUGCCAGUAUCAUACAUAUAGUCGAGUUACGAUAGCGAUUUGGGUCCGAUUUUAUAUUUCUGUCUUAUACAAGGGUAUUUGUAAGUUUUUGAACUAUUUUAUAUGCAGCGUUUAGUUCCCCGGCGAUGCGCGUGCGCGUCACUCGGUUCAGUUUCCUCGUCCAAGCUCUGCGCGUCUCCCAGUUAUUGUUAGUCGAGCAUUUAUUAUUGUAAGACCACGUCGACAGGUCUCGUUACUGUAUUCAAUUACGUACUUCUAGGUAGAGAAAGGAAAGCUACGAAGGAAGGUAAUUUGUUUAGUUCUAACUGAAUUGAAUGAGUUUGGAAAGGAUAGAUUUGAUACAGUUGGUUAGUUCUAGCUUGAAAUUGAGUACUUAUUGCUUUAGUCUGAACAAGUCAAUGACCUCGUCGAUGGCACCCCGCACUACGCAUCUCAAUGCUCAUCCCGCGUUCACUAGGACUGCAGAGCACACAAUCCCAGUACAAAAAAAUACUAAAUUGCGAUAACUCGCUAACGAACACCGAUUUUCGUUUUAUGUUAGACAUUAAUUAUUAAUUAUACGUAAUAUUAUACCUACACAUAUAGUAUGUUUUGUUUCAACUGUGAUUAAUUAGUUGUACAACUCUGACAAUUAUAAAAGAAUGAAUAAAAUAAUAAUUGAAAAAUA